GCUCCGCUCCGCCUCCGCCGCCGCCUGCGCGCCGCGCCAGGCCCGACAGGCCAGGCCGAGGAGAGCCGCCGAGAGAGGGACGCGAGCAGCCAUGGCCGAAGCGGCGCCCGCCCGGGCUCCAGAGAGGGACAAGCAGACAGAGGACGAAAGCCCUUCGACACCUUCUUUGUCACCCCCACCAGCUGCUGAGAAGAACUCCUACCUGUACUCCACGGAGAUUACACUGUGGACGGUGGUGGCCGCCAUCCAGGCCUUGGAGAAGAAGGUGGACUCCUGCCUGGCCCGCCUGCUUUCGCUAGAAGGGCGGACGGGGAUGGCCGAGAAGAAGCUGGCCGACUGCGAGAAGACGGCCGUGGAGUUCGGGAACCAGCUGGAGGGCAAGUGGGCCGUGCUGGGGACCCUGCUGCAGGAGUACGGGCUGCUGCAGAGGCGGCUGGAGAACAUGGAGAACCUGCUGAGGAACCGAAAUUUCUGGAUCCUGCGCCUGCCCCCGGGCAGCAAGGGGGAGGUCCCCAAGGUGCCCGUGACCUUUGAUGACGUGGCCGUGUAUUUCUCUGAGCCGGAGUGGGGCAAGCUGGACGAGUGGCAGAAGGAGCUCUACAAGCACGUGAUGCGGGGCAACUACGAGACGCUGGUGUCCCUGGAUUAUGCCAUCUCCAAACCAGACAUCCUGACCCGGAUGGAGCGGGGAGAGGAGCCUUGUCCUGAAGGCCCGUGGGGCCAGGAGGAGGGCAGUAAGAGGGAGGCAGCACGCCCAAGGAGGCCAAGCCCUGGCCUCCCUCCACACCCAGAGCACAUCCUCAGCCCCGUCAGCCCUGCCCGGGAGGAGCCAAAAGAAGGGCAGGUCCCCAAGCACCAGCAAGACUCAGAGGCAAGAGCAACUGUACCUGGAGUGAGCACGGGGCCUCCAGCCUCUGUUAAACGGGAGGAAGAAUCUUCAGGUGGGGAGUCUCCAACCUCCCCUCCUGGGGACAGCCUGCCCAGCAUAGGGCCAGGUGGUGGUGGUGUGGUCAUUAAGACAGAAGCACAAUCUGAGGACGAGAUGAUGCCCGAGCAGCUCUUCCUGGGGGAGUCCCGUAGCCAGCCCGUGUGUAGAAUGCCCAAGGGGCCCAGGAGCAGGACCCCGGGCCCUGGCCGGCUUCAUGCCGCAGGAGUGCCACGGGUGCGGGGAGGGGACCCGCGGCCGCCAGGGGCCGUGGGGGAGCCGCCCCGCAUCCUUCCUCGCCGGCGAGAGCGGACCUUCCCCUGCCCCGACUGCGGGCAGAGUUUCCGCUUGAAGAUUAACCUGACCAUUCACCAGCGGACCCACGUGGAGGAGGAGCACAGGGAGACGCCGGGGAGCCCGCCCCCGGGCUGGGGGGAGGCCCACCCGGCUCUGGAGCCGGGGGAGGUGGUGGUGCCGGGCCCUGUCAUCCGCUGGCUCCCCGAGGAGCCCGGAGGCCACCGCUCCCUGGCAGGCAGGCCGUGCCUGGGGCGGCGGCCGGCGACCAACAAGAUGUACCACUGCAGCGAGUGCCUGCGCUUCUUCCAGCAGCGGAAGAGCCUGCUGCUGCACCAGCGCCUGCACACCGGCACCAGCCAGGGCUGGCCGGCCUGUCCCUACUGCGGCAAGGCCUUCCGCCGGCCCUCCGACCUCUUCCGGCACCAGCGCAUCCACACUGGCGAGCGGCCCUACCAGUGCCCGCAGUGCGGCCGGGCCUUCAAUCGGAACCACCACCUGGCUGUGCACAUGCAGACUCACGCCCGAGGCCAGGCCGGCCCGCACUUCCCUGCUUCCUCUGCCCUCCCUGGGAGCCCCCCGCUGCCCCGGCCCAGCCACAGCCAGGAGGGCUGAGUCGGCAGGAGCCUGCAGGGGUACCCUCCGGCUCUCCUGGGGCACCCCCCGCAGGACUUCUGUCCACCUUCAGGCCUUUCCCCUUGUGCCUGACGCUGGUUCCUCGUUCCGGAAUAACUUUGGAGAAAACUUUUUUUCAUUCAGAUGGGAAGCAGCGGCCUUUUUGGUGACUGUGUGUGACCAGAUGCCUCAAUUUCCUGUUUCCUAAGUUUGUCACUUUUUGCCGCCUUUUCUACAUUCCUGACUUAGAAAGGAUCCCUUAAGGCUUAGAGGAUGCCAACCUUCGGCGAAAGCAAGAGGACUGGAGAUAGAGGCCUUUCCAGUAGGGGGCGAUAGAGACAUGGAGGGCCUGCAGUUUUGAUACUGCCCACAGAGGUCACAGCAGAUGGACAGACAGUUUGAAGAGUAGGCACUGGAAAUUUGAGUUUCCUACUGUGUUAUUUUGAAACCUUUUUUUUUUUUUUCCUUUUCCUCCAUACGGAGUUUUUCUAGUGCUUUUGUAAGUGUUAAGUGUGGUUGCAAAGGGGACCAGGAGCCCUGAGGGUCAGGAAUUAUUCUGCCACCUCCUUGUGUGUGGGGAUGGUAGAGGGGCUGUCCGGAUCAGCCCGGGUGUGGGAGGAUGCUUGGCUGCUGCCCUGGACAUCUGGUGCCUUCCCGGGUAUGCGCUCUUUGGCCCAGAAUGAUUCCCAAUAUCCCAACAUCCGUGACUGAUUUUGGUUAUUAGUUGAGAGGGGGAAACUGAGGCCUGGAGUGGCUGACCCUUCCCCCAAGGUUUCAGUAUUAUGGGUAUGCACACUCCAUGGACUGGACCCUGCACAACACUUUAGGGAUGGGGGAGAUGCAGAUCCAGCCCCAGAAGCUCCUCCCAGAGGAAGAUCCUGAUGUGGGUGAGGCUGGUCAGCCAAGCUGGAUUCCUGGGCUACCAGGCCUGAAUUGUCACAUUAAAGGAGCAGUUGGUUUCCAAGAAUUUGGGGCUGGUAGCAGAGCUAGGCCAGGAUUUUUUUAACCACCUCCAGCCUCAUGUUCCUCAUCUGUCAAAGGGGGUAAUGACCCCAGUGCAUCCUACCUCACCUUAGGGUUUUCAGGGUCAUAAAAGAUUUAGAGGCAGUGGGCCAAACAGGAAGCCUGGUUUUGUCCUUCUUUUCUAGUUCAGGGCCCCCCCCCCUUCUCUUCCAUGUUCAUCUCCAGCCCUUUGCCCCAGUCAGAAUCCCUCAGGAAGGACCUUUCUUUUCUAGAGUGAGUGGAAGGUCCCUUGGGUACAGAGUUAGGAGAGACUUUCCCAUUGGGCUACAUCCCCAAGGAGCCCUUUGUAUUUCAGUGGAACAAAUUCUUACCAAAGCAGUGAGGUUCAAACCGUAGAAGUUCGGGCAAUAGCAUCAGGCCUCCUGGAGAAGUCUUGAUGGCAGCUAGCAUCUUGUGCCUCUUAAAUCACACCACUUUGGGUACUGCCUAUAGACCAACCCUUGGUUUGGGAGAUUUAAAACUGGGUCCUCGGCUAUUUUGAUUGUUGUCUUAUUUGCCUUGGCACUAUGUGAAGUGGCAAGCAUUCAGACCUGCUUCCAGGUGCCUGGGUCCCUGGCUCUGCCACUUCUUGUUGCCCCUCUGACCCUCACCCCACAUCCCAAAGGGGCAGAUGGGAACGUUGCCAUCAUCUCUGGGGCAAGAGUGAGUAUGCAAGUCGGUUGAGAGCCCAGCCAAGUUCCCCUGGGCUUGGGAAGAAGAGCUACCACCUUCCCCUGCUGUGCAGUCUGUUUGUCUGCUCCGGCAUCCCCAACCCUAACCAGGGGCCCCACCAGUCAGAGCUGGGCUGUCAGCAAGUGUUCAGACAGGAUAUGGUGCAAAUGGAGCUGCUCUGAGCUUACCCCUUCACUUUAAGAGCUAGUUUCAGGUGUUUCCUGGGGAUGCCUCAAGGCUCAAAGUUCCUAGACCUUUCUAAUGCUUAAUGUCCUGUGUAAACACAGGUACUCCAGCAAUAGCACAAGCCAGGAGUGAUCGCUGGACACAGGCCCUCCCGUUUCUUCCAAAGCACUCAGUGUACCGGGUUCCUGGUUAGGCCUUGUCAGUUUACCUGGCACACAUGCAUCGUGGUGCCGGAGCAGAGCGGUGCUCCAGAACCCUGGAGGCUAGAACCUGGUUUGGCCUUCGGCUCGCUCCUAGCUCUGCGUCUUGGCUUCCUCAUUUGUAAACAAGGAAGGGUGGGGUCCUGGUGCUAAAGGCUCUUAAGAACUGUGACGGUGGCGGCCCUUUGCCUUCAUCGGUGCUCAAUAAAUAUGUUGAACUGAA
Messenger RNA from Callorhinus ursinus (northern fur seal), 4117 nucleotides. NCBI's taxonomy places the organism in Eukaryota, Metazoa, Chordata, Mammalia, Carnivora, Otariidae. The record is from RefSeq and is a predicted model, not a curated record.